AUGACAGCAAUUAAGUGUUUGAAAGUCCUGGAGACUCUGACUUCUGCUGUCCUGGAGACCCAGACUUCUGCCGUCCCAGAGACUUGGACUUUCGCUGUCCCGGAGAUUUGGACUUCUGCCGUCCCGGAGACUUGGACUUUUGCCAUCCCAGAGACAUGGACUUCUGCUGUCCCGGAGACUUGGACUUCUGCCGUCCCAGAGAUUUGGACUUCUGCCGUCCCGGAGACUUGGACUUUUGCCAUCCCAGAGACAUGGACUUCUGCUGUCCCGGAGACAUGGACUUCUGCCGUCCCAGAGACUUGGACUUCUGCCGUCCCAGAGACUUGGACUUCUGCCGUCCCGGAGACAUGGACUUCUGCUGUCCCGGAGACUUGGACUUCUGCUGUCCCGGAGACAUGGACUUCUGCUGUCCCGGAGACUUGGACUUCUGCUGUCCCGGAGACAUGGACUUCUGCUGUCUUGGAGACUCGGACUUCCGCUGUCCUGGAGACUUGGACUCCUGCUGUCCCGGAGACUCGGACUUCCGCUGUCCCGGAGACUCGGACUCCUGCUGUCCCAGAGACCCAGCUUUUGUCUGUCCUGGACACCCUGUCUUCUGCUGUCCUGGAGACCCAGACUUCUGCUGUCCCGGAGACAUGGACUUCUGCUGUCCCGGAGACUCGGACUUCCGCUGUCUCGGAGAUUCGGACUUCUGCUAUUCCGGAGACUCGGACUCCUGCUGCCCCGGAGUGCUCACCCUGCUCUCCGGAUUCAAACCGAUUUAAAUUAGCAGAUUAG
This is a messenger RNA of Anolis carolinensis (green anole), 777 nucleotides long. Its product is annotated as small proline-rich protein 3-like. The record is from RefSeq and is a predicted model, not a curated record. Bases 1 to 777 code for a protein of 258 amino acids. NCBI's taxonomy places the organism in Eukaryota, Metazoa, Chordata, Lepidosauria, Squamata, Anolidae. The transcript has 2 exons.